UAGGACAUUGCGUCACUGUGGUGGGGAAUUCAAACUUCGACAACAGGACAUCACUAAGCGAGAGGGCUGUAUAUUACAAAUACUAAGUAUAUAUUUCCACAUUCGUGAUUACUUUUUGCUUUCCUCACUAUAUCCAAGUUUUGUAUUUAUUAAGGUUGUGUUUUCGGCGAGAUGGACAGCGCGGCGGAACUCCUCAAGUACUAUGAAGUCUACGAGACCAUCGGCUCAGGAGGCUUUGCGAAGGUCAAGCUGGGUCGCCACAUCCUGACGGGAGAGAAGGUGGCCAUUAAAAUCAUGGAGAAGAAGGAACUGGGGGAGGACCUUCCUCGUGUGAAGGUGGAGAUAGAGGCCAUGAAGAGUCUGAGCCACCAGCACGUCUGUAGACUGUACCAUGUUAUCGAGACUAAUACCAAGAUAUACAUGAUCCUGGAGUAUUGUCCGGGAGGAGAGUUGUUUGACUACAUCAUCGCUAAGGACCGUCUGUCUGAAGAGGAGACCAGAGUGUUCUUCAGACAGAUCGUCUCAGCUCUGGCCUACGUCCACAGCCAGGGGUACGCCCACAGAGACCUCAAACCGGAGAACCUGUUGAUAGAUGAAGACCACAACCUGAAACUGAUAGACUUUGGUCUCUGUGCCAAACCAAAGGGGGGUCUGGGAUAUGAGCUGAUGACCUGUUGUGGAAGUCCAGCCUACGCUGCUCCUGAACUCAUCCAGGGUAAAGCCUACAUCGGCUCGGAGGCUGAUGUGUGGAGUAUGGGAGUGCUGCUGUUUGCUCUGCUCUGUGGAUAUCUGCCGUUUGAUGACGACAACUGUAUGGUCCUCUACAGGAAAAUCACCAGAGGUAGUUACAACAACCCUCAUUGGCUGUCUCCUGGGAGCAUCCUGCUACUCAACCAGAUGAUGCAGGUACACACACACUUGGGUUAUAUAGAUGAGGACUGCAUCACUGAGAUGUCCGUCAGCCUGAAGAUCUCCAGACAGAGCACCCUACAGCUGGUCAAUGAGUGGAAGUACGACCAGACCACUGCCACCUACCUGUUGCUGCUUUCUAAGAAACAGAGAGGGAAACCUGUCCGGAUCAGGCCUCAACUUCCUGUCUGUGAUGUCAUGUCCUGUUCACCUCAACGCCUGGGAGUACAGACUCUACUCUUCGAUGAUGAUGAUGAUGAUGCUGAGGACCGUUGCUAUGACGACGACCUGCCCUGGGUUCCGCUCACACCCCAGCAAGAGAGAGCGACCUGUCCGUCAGCUGAAAAGAGGCGGGAUCAGACUAAACACGCCCCUACUCCGGAGAGGGAGCCAAUCGCGCACCACCACCGUCACCAGGAGAGGCGGGAACGAUGCCGGGAACGGACCAAUGAAAACAAAGAGAACGUUGCCCUGGCCAAUAAGGAUGCUGAUAUAUUUGCUUUGCCCGCCCCCCGAUCCCCUGUAGCCAAUAGGAAGGCAACUCGGCCCAACAAGAGGGUCUUGACGACACCAACCCGUAAUAACACCAACAAGGUUGGCAACAAGGUAGACACACCCCAAGGAGGAGGCAGUACUUGUAAGGACCCGUCGAGGAAGAGACUGAGGGAGAGAGUGGAAGGAAAGGAGGAAGAAGAGAUGGAGCUGCUGGCCUUCAGCCCAGAGAGAAGGUCCCGGUCGUUAGACCUGGCGGGGGCGUCUCGGGGGGACAGCAGCCAGAAGAGAAGGGGGGGGAAGGUUUUCGGCAGUCUGGAGAGAGGCCUGGAUAAAGUCAUCACCUUGCUCACACCCAGCAAGAGACGAGGGCUGCGGGACAGACCACGCAGGAUCAAGGCCCAGUAUAAUGUAACGUUGACCAGUCAGACCAACCCAGACCAGGUGUUGAACCAGAUCCUCUCCAUUCUACCGGAGAAACACGUCGACUUCGCACAGAAAGGCUAUACUCUAAAGUGUCGCACCCAGAUAGGGGACUUUGGGAAGGUGACCAUGGCGUUUGAGCUGGAGGUGUGUCUGCUGCACAGACCAGAUGUGGUGUGUGUGAGGAGACAGCGGCUGAAGGGAGAUUCCUGGGUUUACAAACACCUGGUGGAGGACAUUCUCUCGACGUCCAGCAUCUAGACGUCACUACUUCCUGCCGAUGAUGUCACAUCCUGUCCACGUUCCAGCACCUAAAGCCAGUGUCUUAACUAAUUCCAUGUAGGGCAGAGUGUCUACAGGUUCACUCCUCCCUUAUACUUAGUUAGGACCUCCCCUCACCUGGUUGUCUAGGACCUCCCCUCACCUGGUUGUCUAGGACCUCCCCUCACCUGGUUGUCUAGGACCUCCCCUCACCUGGUUGUCUAGGACCUCCCCCUCACCUGGUUGUCUAGGACCUCCCCCUCACCUGGUUGUCUAGGACCUCCCUUCACCUGGUUGUCUAGGACCUCCCCUCACCUGGUUGUCUAGGACCUCCCCUCACCUGGUUGUCUAGGACCUCACCUCACCUGGUUGUCUAGGAUCUCCCCUCACCUGCAGGAAGGAGUUUUGAGGUAUCGCGUUUUAUUCCCUCCCCCACUGAUUCAGUAGCAGGAAGGAGUUUUGAGGUGUUACGAUAUCAUAGAGCCGUUUAGCGUCACAGAAUACCAGUUUACUGAUAGCAUUAAAACAACGUUUGUUAGUUUGUACCAGGAACAGGAUCCAUAUUUACUUGUUUCUCUAUCAUGUCUUUUACAUUUGUAGGAGAAGUAGUUGUUUUAACUCUAUUUUUGUCUGAUUAUAUCUGUCUGUCUGUCUGUCUGUCUGUCUGUCUGUCUGUCUGUCUGUCUGUCUGUCUGUCUGUCUGUCUGAGAUUUAUUGUUAAUAAUUGUAAAGGAUCAAAAAUAAAUGGAGUUUGUGUU
Molecule: messenger RNA, 2843 nt
Organism: Oncorhynchus nerka (sockeye salmon)
Lineage: Eukaryota; Metazoa; Chordata; Actinopteri; Salmoniformes; Salmonidae
Product: maternal embryonic leucine zipper kinase-like
Biological process (GO): intracellular signal transduction; protein phosphorylation
Cellular component (GO): cytoplasm
Molecular function (GO): protein serine/threonine kinase activity; ATP binding
Source: RefSeq, a predicted model, not a curated record